AUGUCAACACAAUUUCUAGACACAUUCUUGUGUGACUUGUUUUUAUUGAAAAAAUUGCCAUCACAAGAGACUGUUGGCUAUGAUUUACUUCAUCUUUUAGAGUUUGUCCAAUUUUUGAAAAUGGAUGAAUUAGCCGUUGAAUUUGCAGAUGUUCAGAAGGCAUUUACAAAUUGGAUGUCUGUUCAAGAAGAUGUGGAUGAGAUUGACUCCAAACUUGGUUUAGACGGUGGCCAAGUACAAAGUUUACUUGAUACCAAUGCUAAUGUUAUACUUCCUCUCUAUAUUCAAAACUGUAAUGCAUGUUUGAUCAUUCGUAAGGAGAAGGGACAAUCUGCUAAAGUUUCAGUAUUUACAGUGCAUCCAAACAACAAGGAGAUUAUGUCUAGGUGUGGCGAUCUUGUAACACUUUAUCCUGAGGUUACUAUCAGUGUCAAGGAUGAGAAUCUCUCAAUGCUUUGCUCUGAUGAGCUUGCCACUUUGUUGCAAGAUUUGUUUUCGAAUCAAAUAGGUCAAAUAAGACCAAAAUCAACAAAAGCUGGCAGUAAAGAAGAUGAAGGGCGUGAUGUAGUUUCUUCAGUAAUUAUCACAGAGUGGUUGGUUGCUCUUCUUGGUGGUGAAUUAGCUCACGAGAAGAUGAUCAACAAAAAGAUUAGAAAUUCAAUUGAAUGGAGCAAUGCCAUGCAUCCUUACAGGAGAUCUGGAUUGUGGAUGUCCAUCAAAAUUAUUUUGCAAUUGUUACUUGUUUGGAAGUAUGGCGAGAAUGAUGGAAAAGUUUAUUAUAAGGCAGUAUUGAUGAAAUAUUUCAUUCAUAUUGCUAACAAGCACUUCCAUGAAAUGAGUGAUGAGGUAAAAUUACAAGUUAUUUCAAAACUAGCAAUUAGACUUAAAAAGUUGGAUGAUUUGCACGAUCCUAAAACCAAGCAUAUUUUGACUUAUGCCUACAAGUUUAUUGCUGAACAAAGAAAAUAUCUGGAUAAUAAUUGGAAUAUUAUUUGCAGUGAUACCUCCAAAAUUAAUUUGACUUUAGGUUCAGCAGCCAACAAGUCUGAUAAUAUUUAUCAACAAUUGGUUGAGUCUGAAAAAGUCAUUAACCUUUACAGAGAAAUAGAACAACAAACAGUUGACGAAAGUGAAAUUGUUCCAAAAUCAUUCAAUAGAUCUUUUAGUAUUUCUCAAUUUACGAUUAGUCAAACAGACGGUGGUGAAGCAUCUUUAUCUGAAUUAUUUAUUAUUGAAGAAUGGGUUAGAAAGAACAUGAUAACAGACUAUCACUGUACACCUAAUAAUUUAAAUAACCUAUUUACACAAUACGUAGUAGUGGCAAAAACAGUUUAUGCCACUGAUCCAAUGGGAUUCAGUAGAAUGAUUCUCACUUGUCUAAAUAUCAUUAGAAAGUUAAUAGAAUUUGCACAAAAACAAUCAUCUAUGGUUAAAGAGUACAAGACUGGUAUUGAUACCUCAAUUUUCAAUUAUAUUAACCUCAAUAGAAAAGAUGAAUGGAAAUAUCUAUUCGAACUUGAAACCUAUUUCAAUAAUUUCGAACAGUCAGCUAUUUAUCAACCUGAUUUUCUUUCAGAAAUAAGCCGAAAUUCAUUUUCUGUCAGAUAUGCAAACAGAAAUCCAACUAUGAUCCGGUUGAGAGAAAAUAUUGAAAAAGAAAUUCAAGAGAAAAUCCAAGCUAAAAAAGAUGAAGUUAGAAAAGCAAAACAAACGUAUCAGGAAUACCUGGAACAAGCUAGCAAAAUUUCCCAUGAUGAAUAUUAUAGUGAAUACCAUCGCCGUUACAAAUGCAGAUCUCAUUGUUCGAAAUGUUACUACCAGAACCGGGCAAGUGAAAUGAGUGUUACGCCAUACGAAAAAGUUCUACCAGAAGAGGAUUAUUUGAAAAAUGCUGUUAUUUUUGAAUUACUAAUUCCUGAUGAGUUUAGAUGCUUGAGCAAUGUAUUGAUUGAGUUCUUUGAAAUUGUAAACUACUACAAUCCAAGGCAAAAAGCUAAUGGUUGCACUGAAAUUUGGAAAGAGUAUUUAAGAAACCACAACUCUAACACUAAACACAAUAGAGUUAGUUUAACAAGCUCUCAAAAAUCUUAUUUGAGAUCCCAUUACUCUAAAGAGCAACACCACCCAAGGAAUUCUGAAGAUGAAUUUAUAAAAAGAAACGCUCUGAAUCUUCGAAUUUCUAUCGAUGGAAAGUACGUACAUUUCUCAAAAUCCAGUAUUGUUGAAGAAUGCUCAUUUUUACUAGACAAGAAUGGAAGGUAUAAUAGCUUGAUUCCUUUCCUUAGAAAUUAUUGCCACAACCAGAAUGAUGUUUUAUCCUCUCAAAUUAAUUGUCAUCCUAAACUUCCUCUUACAGAAUUUAUAGAAUUUGGAUCAUUUAGGGCUGGCUAUCGUCUUCAAAUGCAUAAUUUAGCCAAAGUUCUUUCAAAUAACGUACUCUCUUUUGAUGAACAAGAUGUUUGUUUUUUAAUUCUCCAAAGUUUAUUACAAUCAUGCCCUUCCAAAGGAGAUUGGUGGAGAGAAACAAAUGAUCCUGUUCGAGAUUUGAAUUUUUCAAAUGAGCUUGUUUCACUACUUCAGAAAUUAUUGAAAAAAAUUGAAAAUAAUUGGAAAUCUAUUAAUCAAUUAGUAAUCAUUGUAUUUUGUGCCAAAAAAUUUUUGGAAAUGUGUGAAAAUACUAGAUUGCAUAACAGAGUUGAGAAAUUAUUACUUGAUAUUAGAGAACUCUGCCUUGUGUGGUUAUCUAAAAGUGAACAAGUAUUGCUCAAAAUUAUUGACAAUCCGAUCGAGUGCACAAACAUUCGAAACUUGCAAACUGAAACAGCUUGUUGCUGCUGUUUAACUUUUCAUCCUUUUUCUUCCCAGAGAUUACUAGGAGAUUUUUCUAAAUGGUUGCUUGCGAGAUCAAUAAUUUACGAAAAUUUACUUUUGAAUAAUAUUGGUUUAAAUACACUCCCUCAAUUUAGAAAGUUAUUGUUCAGAGAAACAAUCAAGACAUCACAAUUAAUUCAAGAUUCAAUUCAUGAUUCGUUAAAAGAUAGCUCUGAAUUAAACAUUUUCCUGAAAGAAAAAUGGAGUGAAGUUAGAAAUUUAGAAGAAUUGAAUUUGAAAUGGCAUCAAUAUGCAGAAUCUGAAAAUUGGUAUUAUGUUAAAUUUAACGAAGUUCUCAUCCAAGUUAACAUUAUUAACGGAACAUUAUUGAUAAAUCAUGCUCCUAUUGGACGGCUACCAGAAAUAAUUACAAAAAGCAAUGAAUAUCAAAGAAUUUUUCAAAAUAUGGUCCUUGAUGUACAACCAGGAUCAGAAUUCAAGUCCUUUGUGACUAAGAACACAUUUGGUGGAAGCUUUUUCAAAUUUAAAUUAAUAUCACAAAUCGAGCAAGAAAUUUUAAUUAUCAGUGAAAUAACCAAGGACAAUAAGGAAAAAGUUUAUUUUCCGCAUGAAUAUUUUGCAAAAGAUUUACCUUUUCAACUCAAAGAAAAAUAUGGUCAUUGGAUUGAUAAGGAAUCUAAUUGUAUUUUAUUUAGACCAAUGUUUUUCUUAGAUACCAAUUUCUCAAAGGUUCAUUAUACUUUGAAUUUGAAUAGUAGAUUGUUAUUAGAUAUGAAGGAUAAGAAAUAUUUUAUAGACAAUAGAAGUAAAAUAUUUACAGAAAUAAUGAAAAUUAUGAGCAGAAUUGAAAAAGAUGAACAUGUACAUUCUUACUAUCAAGAUAAUACUCUUUUUGUUGAAUUACCUAGAAAAGGAUUAAUAUUUAUUCUGUCCAAUAAUUACUCACAAUUUAUUUGUAAACAAUUUGGAAUGACAGUAUCCACUAACUUUGAAAUAGGAACAUUAAUUGGAUUGCAAAAAGGGCUCAAAUUAGUUGAUAACUAUUCGAAAAAUACAGUAUUAGUAAUUCCUAAUGGAGAUAUUCAAGUAGCUAGAGACAUUAGUGGUCAUGUAAAAGUAGAUAUUGAUUUAAAUUCUGUUUCAUCUCCUCCCUUCUUCACCUAUACUGUCAAUGCACAACUGGAAAGAUUGGAAGCAGAGCAAAGUUUAGCAAGUUGGUUGUAUUUAGCAUAUUUGCAUGGAUGUACUUCUUACUUCUUACCUGAUCCAUUCACCAAAUUGUGUGGAUAUGAAGCUGCAAUAUCUAUCUUGAAAUCUAAACGUUGUUAUCAAUUACAUAUUCCAAUGAAAGAGUUUGAGAUUGAAUUACUUGAAUUAAUAUCGACAUUAUCUCCACAGAGAUCUUAUUAUCCAGAACAUUUAACUGAUAUGCAAGUAACGACAUGGAAUAAUAAUUUAUCGUCUAUUGUACAAUUAGACUCCUAUAUGAUAUUAUGCGAACGAAUUAAGAAAGAAAAUUCAAAAUUAUUUUCAGCUAUUAGUAUUGAAAAGAGUAAAAAUAAUACUAAAUUUACUCUAUUGGAAGGCGUAUUUUAA
This is a messenger RNA of Naegleria gruberi, 4428 nucleotides long. RefSeq lists its product as uncharacterized. The transcript has 2 exons. NCBI's taxonomy places the organism in Eukaryota, Heterolobosea, Eutetramitea, Acrasida, Naegleriidae. Bases 1 to 4428 code for a protein of 1475 amino acids. The record is from RefSeq and is a predicted model, not a curated record.